Messenger RNA from Tarenaya hassleriana, 1220 nucleotides. RefSeq names its product NEP1-interacting protein-like 1. Bases 289 to 978 code for a protein of 229 amino acids. NCBI's taxonomy places the organism in Eukaryota, Viridiplantae, Streptophyta, Magnoliopsida, Brassicales, Cleomaceae. The transcript has 5 exons. The record is from RefSeq and is a predicted model, not a curated record.
UGUGGGAACCCCAAGUCUUGCCCACUCCUCUUCUUUCCUUGUAUCCUUAACCCCCGAAAGAGAAGGGAGGAGGGGAGGAACAUGCGAUCUCCGUCCAUUUUCGCCUCCCUGCAGAUGGCGAAGCUUCCUCCUAUUUUAAUUGGAUUCGGAGGUGCCUUCCUUCCUCUUGGAUUGAAUCCCCCCUCUCCUUUCAAUUCUUCCUCCCUCUCCAAUUGACGCAAGCUGCACCCUCCUCCUCCGCCUUCGUACAUCAUUCGCCUCGAACCCUUUUCCUCUUCGCAAGCAGACAUGGAAUCUUAUGGAUAUGCCUCUCGCUUCUGUCCCUUCUCCCUCUUCUCACCGGCCAGUUUUGCACAACGGAUUAGAGACACCUGCAAUCUCGACGUUUCAGCUGCCCUUGGCAACAUCUUCUCCGCCAUCUUAACAUUUUUCUUCGCUUUCGUGGGGACUUGGCUGGGAGCAUUCACAGGAGCUUUGAUAGGCCAAGAAACUGAGAGCGGAUUCAUAAGAGGGGCUGCGAUUGGGGCCAUUUCUGGGGCUGUUUUCUCCAUCGAAGUGUUCGAGUCUUCCCUGAUCCUCUGGCAAUCCGAUGAAUCUGGAACUCGAUGCCUCCUCUACUUGGUUGACGUCAUUGCUAGCCUUUUAAGUGGGAGACUUGUUCGAGAACGUAUCGGUCCAGCAAUGCUAAGUGCGGUGCAGAGUCAGAUGGGAGCCAUGGAGUCAAGGUUCCAGGAGCAAACAGACAUCUUUGACACGGGUGGAUCCAGGGGACUAACUGGUGACUCUCUGGAAAAGAUCCCAAAGAUGAGAAUCACGGGCAACGACAUAGACUUCUCUUGUUCUGUCUGCCUUCAGGAGCUGCGAAUGGGGGAGAUGGUGAGGAGUUUGCCGCAGUGCCGUCAUAUGUUCCACCUCCAUUGCAUUGAUAGGUGGCUUCUCAGGCAUGCUUCUUGCCCGCUCUGCAGAAGGGAUCUCUGAGCAAUCUCUGCUUUCUUCUUGUGAAUAUGAUGAGUCCAGGAACACACUCUCUAGUGUUGGCUCGAUUAGUUUUUUUUUUUUUUUUGAUGGAUCAAAUCGUCCCAGGUGAUUGAUUGUAGCUCCUGGAGGUCCUCGUGUUGUAGUGUAAUCUUAUGUAUGGAACUGAUUCUUUGGCAUUAUGUUUAAACAAGGCAGUCGUAGUGUUCAUACGUUGUGGUGAAUUCAUUCUUCGGCAUUGCAUA